AACCUUCUAGAAGAAUCCUUUUUUGUUAUUUAUUAUUUUUAUUUCUCUCCCGAUAGGUUUCAAUAUUUAUAUUUUGACCAAAAUAGUUAUAAAAGGUACAAACAGCACCCAGUUGUUGGUGAAAAAUCACCAAUUGAUUUUUAAAUUUUUAACUCUUAGAUAUAUGACCAUUUUGAUCUUCACCGAGUAGAAUAACAACCAAAAGGAAGAUAAUUUAAUUACCAGAAAUUGGAAUGGACCAUCUAACUAAUAUUGGAAAACUUUUAAGGCGGAAAUAAUACUUUGAAAGAAUUUGAGGUGUUAAAUGUAAAAAGUAAAUAAUAUAAAGGAACCCUAAUAAUAAAUAAGAGUGGUCGUUCAUUGCUUACUUCCAUCUUCUCCAAUUCUUGCAGCAUCGCUUCUCCGACGUUUAUCACCACCGAAUUCGUUCACCGAGAGGUUGAAGCUUGGCUCAAUGAGGGGAAGGAGCUACACUCCGUCACCACCAAGGGGUUAUGGGAGGAGGGGUCGAAGCCCAAGCCCUAGAGGCCGCUAUGGAGGUCGUAGCAGGGACCUCCCAACCAGUCUUUUGGUUCGCAAUCUACGCCAUGAUUGCAGGCAAGAAGAUCUCAGGAAGUCAUUUGAGCAGUUUGGCCCGGUCAAGGACAUAUACCUACCAAGGGAUUAUUAUACCGGAGAUCCGCGAGGGUUUGGUUUUGUUCAAUUUAUGGACCCUGCUGAUGCUGCUGACGCAAAACAUCACAUGGAUGGUUAUCUUCUUCUUGGCCGUGAGUUGACUGUCGUGUUUGCAGAAGAGAACAGGAAGAAACCGACCGAAAUGAGAGCAAGGGAGCGUGGUGGAGGAAGAUUUCGGGAUAGAAGGCGUACUCCUCCUCGUUACUACUCUCGCUCUCGUUCUCCUCCCCGUCGACGUGAUAGAUCUCGGUCACGGAGCGGUGACUAUUAUUCUCCUCCCCCUAGAAGACAUCACCCAAGGUCUAUCUCACCCAGGGAAGAGCGAUAUGAUGGGAGGAGGUCAUACUCGCGCUCACCUGCCUCUAAUGGCUCAAGGGGUCGCAGUUUAACUCCGGCCAGAGGUAAUAGCCGCAACUUAAGUCCCAGCCCUAAAAGAAGCAUAAGCCGUAGCCCAAGAAGAAGCAGGAGCCCGAGCCUGAAGAGAAAUAGGAGUCUUAGCCCGAGAAGAAGCAUAAGCCGUAGCCCUAGAAGAAGCAGGAGCCCGAGGAGAAGCAGAAGCUACACUCCUGAACCCGCCAGAAGCAGGAGCCAGAGCCCGCAUGGGGGGCAGUAUGAAGAAGACCGCUCGCCAAGCCAGUGAUUUGCUAGUCUUGUCUAGAUUAUGGUUGUGUGGUGUACCCUUAUCCUAAGACAAAGUUUAGAACUAAAAGGAUGAGAAAUUUUAUGUAGGGUGGAAUUUGGCUUUUUAUGUUUUGGUCUAUGGAGUGGAGCAUGGUACUGUUAGUAUUGACUAUUGAGUUCUUUAAGAUAUAAUCUCAGGUUAUUAUAAAA
Molecule: messenger RNA, 1506 nt
Organism: Arabidopsis lyrata subsp. lyrata
Lineage: Eukaryota; Viridiplantae; Streptophyta; Magnoliopsida; Brassicales; Brassicaceae
Product: serine/arginine-rich SC35-like splicing factor SCL33
Exons: 6
Coding region: 455-1315 (286 amino acids)
Molecular function (GO): RNA binding
Source: RefSeq, a predicted model, not a curated record